AACUCAGAAAAAGCGACCAACCAAGGCAAGAAGCACUUCUCCACCUCCCUCCCUCCCUCAGCACAAGCAAUCUCUUCAUAUAUAUAUAUAUAUAUAUAUAAAAUAUAAUAUAUAUACACGCACACACAUAUAGAUAGAGCUUGCUCUUCUAUUUCUCGUCAUCUUAGACUCUUAGUGCAGAGGUUAAUCGAUCAACUGCACAUAGGAAGAGGAGUGAAGGAUGCAGAACCUCGGGAACAUCGUGGACUCGAUCAUCGGCGGCGUGAAGGGCACGGUGCCGGUGAAGGGCACGGUGGUGCUGAUGCGCAAGAACGUCCUCGACUUCAACGACUUCGGCGCGUCCGUCAUUGACAACAUCAGCGAGCUCCUCGGCCAGAAGGUCUCCCUCCAGCUCGUCAGCGCCACCGUCGGCGACCCCAAUAACGGGGAUCGGGGAGUGGUGGGGCAGGCGGCGUAUUUGGAGAACUACAUCAGCUUGCUGCCGUCGCUGGCGGCAGGGGAGUCGAAGUACAACGUGACGUUCCAGUGGGAUGCGAAGACCGGAAUACCCGGGGCGGUGAUCGUGAAGAACCAUCACACCUCCCAGUUCUACCUCAAGACGCUCACCAUCGAUGAUUUCCCGGGCAAGGGCCGGAUAGUUUUCGUCUGCAACUCCUGGGUCUACCCGGCCGACAAGUACAACUACGAUCGCGUCUUCUUCGCCAAUAAC
Messenger RNA from Ananas comosus (pineapple), 709 nucleotides. Its product is annotated as putative linoleate 9S-lipoxygenase 3. Gene Ontology annotation, biological process: lipid oxidation. Gene Ontology annotation, molecular function: metal ion binding; protein binding; oxidoreductase activity, acting on single donors with incorporation of molecular oxygen, incorporation of two atoms of oxygen. NCBI's taxonomy places the organism in Eukaryota, Viridiplantae, Streptophyta, Magnoliopsida, Poales, Bromeliaceae. The record is from RefSeq and is a predicted model, not a curated record.